This is a messenger RNA of Daucus carota subsp. sativus, 1077 nucleotides long. Its product is annotated as delta(12)-fatty-acid desaturase FAD2-like. The transcript has a single exon. Gene Ontology annotation, biological process: lipid metabolic process. The record is from RefSeq and is a predicted model, not a curated record. The coding region runs from base 1 to 1077 and encodes 358 amino acids. Gene Ontology annotation, molecular function: oxidoreductase activity, acting on paired donors, with oxidation of a pair of donors resulting in the reduction of molecular oxygen to two molecules of water. NCBI's taxonomy places the organism in Eukaryota, Viridiplantae, Streptophyta, Magnoliopsida, Apiales, Apiaceae.
AUGUUGAAUACUCAUGUGAAAACUGUAUUAAGAGCUCCCCAGUCGAGACCUCCAUUCACUUUUCGUGAUGUUAAGCAAGCAAUUCCACCUCAUUGCUUUAAGCGUUCUGUUCCUCAAUCCUUCUCAUACCUGCUCUUGGACAUCGCCAUUUCAUUUUCCCUUUACUACAUCUCCGCAAAAUGUAUCACAGAACCAGUACCUUCUCAAUUAUACUUUCUUAUAUCUUGGAUUACAUAUUCACUACUUCAAGGCUGUGUCCUACUUAGAAUCUGGAUCAUAGGCCACGAAUGUGGCCACCACGCCUUCAGUGACUACGAAUGGCUGGACGAUGUAGUAGGAUUCAUCCUCCACUCCUUCCUACCAUAUCCUUACUUCUCUUUCAAGUACAGUCACCGUCACCACCACUCAAAAACCAGAUAUCUUCACCACGAAGAACUCGAUUCCCCAAUGCUCAAGUCCCAAGUUCCAUCUUUUUUCAAACACCUCACCAAUCCUGCAGCAAGACUUUUGGCCAUUUCUUCACUUCUAGUCUUCGGCUUACCUACAUACCUUCUUAUCAACUUCCGCAGUGGAGAUCAUGACCGAUUUGCCUUCCAUUUCAAUCCCUUCAGUCAAAUGUUUUCACGUGGCCAACAUGCUCAAAUCUUACCAUCCGAUGCAGGGGUUCUUGCCAUGAGCCAUGGACUACACAAACUCGCCUCCAUAAAAGGCUUCGCGUGGAUUGCUUUUGUCUACGGAGGACCAUACCUCACCCUAAAUGCUCUUCUCAUGGUAGCAUUUAUACUGAACCACACUCACCCUUUCGUACCUUACUACGACUCCUCAGAGUGGGACUGGCUCAGAGGAUCCCUGGCUACAAUUGACAGAGAUUUCGGAAUUUUCAACAUGGUGUUUCAUAAUGCAACAAAAACUCAUGUAGCUCACCAUUUAUUCCCGGGAAUCCCACAUUACCAUGCAGAGGAAGCCACCAGAGCAAUGAAGCCUAUAUUAGGCGAACACUAUCAGUAUGAUGACACUCCAUUUUAUCAGUCACUGUGGAGUACUAUAAGAGACUGUGUCUACGUUGAGGAAGAUUAA